AUGCGCACGAUGUGCAUCGCAGUCAUUGAAUGUGACUCGCCAAUUGACCCUGUGCGGGAGCGCCUAGGAACAUACGGGGAUAUGUUCGAGCGGCUCCUGAACUCGGGGCUCAGGAGUUUGAAGUGGGAGAAUAAGGUCAAUCUGAAAGUGACCAAGACGAGCGUCGUGGAUAACCCUGUCUUUCCCAGCCCGGAGACAUAUGACGCUAUUCUAUUGACUGGAAGCAAAUGGGAUGCAUUUUCCGACUCUGGCUGGAUCAUCGAAUUGACGAAAUACGUGGCCAAGAUAUUUAAGGAGACCACCAAGCUGAUCCUGGGUAUUUGCUUUGGACACCAAAUUAUCGCGCGGGCGCUAGGUGCUUCUAUCGGACGGGGUAGUAAGGGGUGGGAGAUCGCCGUGGAACCGAUUGCAUUGAGUGAACCUGGAUGGUCGUUAUUCGGGAAGGAGACCUUGGCUCUGCACCAGAUGCACCGAGAUAUCGUGCACGAGGUACCGAUAGGGUGUGUUAAUAUCGGCUCAACACCUAAGUGCCAGGUACAAGGGAUAUAUAUGCCUCAGCGGAUCCUAACUGUGCAAGGCCAUCCAGAGCAUGAUGAAUUUGUAAUCAGGAGCAUGAUCAAUAUGCGACAUAGCCAGGGUAUCCUCGGAGAAGAUUUGGCGAAGAGUGGGCUAUCGCGUGCGGGAAAUGAACAUGAUGGAGUCGUGGUAGCACAGGCUAUUUGCAGGUUUGUUUACGAGAAAUUAUCUUCAUAG
Messenger RNA from Penicillium crustosum, 753 nucleotides. Its product is annotated as type 1 glutamine amidotransferase. The record is from RefSeq and is a predicted model, not a curated record. The coding region runs from base 1 to 753 and encodes 250 amino acids. Lineage: Eukaryota; Fungi; Ascomycota; Eurotiomycetes; Eurotiales; Aspergillaceae. Gene Ontology annotation, cellular component: nucleus; cytosol. The transcript has 3 exons.